AUGUUCUAUUUCCAGCUGGUGAUUAUGGCCGGGACGGUUCUUCUGGCGUACUACUUUGAGUAUACGGACACAUUCCCUGUGCACAUCCAAGGAUUCUUCUGUUUUGAUAAGGCAUUCUCAAAGCCCUACCCGGGUCCAGAGGAAAAUAGCAAGGCUCCACCGGUGUUGGUGUAUUCGCUGGUCACUGCCAUCCCCACCGUCACGAUUUUACUGGGAGAACUGGUGUCCUUCUUCACUAAGUCUGAGGCAUUGCAGGAAAAAACGAUUGUCACCGCUGACUGUUGCUACUUCAACCCGUUGUUACGCCGCAUUGUUCGCUUCCUCGGAGUUUAUUCAUUUGGUCUCUUCACUACAACGAUCUUUGCCAAUGCCGGGCAAGUGGUGACAGGAAACCAGACACCUCACUUCCUGUCUGCCUGCAGACCAAACUACACUGCUUUGGGUUGUCAGUCAUCCAUGCAGUACAUCACUGAGCGACGAGCAUGCACUGGGAACCCGUUCCUUAUCGCCUCUGCACGCAAGUCUUUCCCCUCCAAAGACGCAGCUCUCAGUGUCUAUGCAGCCAUCUACACAGUGAUGUAUGUGACACUGGCACUUCGGACAAAGGGUACACGGUUGAUCAAGCCCACGCUGUGUCUUACCCUGCUCUCAUUGGCUGCCCUGGUGGGCGUGGUGCGUGUGGCAGAAUAUCGCAAUCACUGGUCAGACGUGUUAGCUGGCUACCUAACAGGAGGCUCCAUCUCUGCUUUUCUGGUCACAUGUGUUAUCAACAACUUUCAGCAGACCCAGUCAGCCCCCCCACCGAUACACCCCCCCCGGCGCCCUGAACCUCCUCUGAGUGUGCCCAUGGUGGCCAUGCCAUGUGUGGAGAGUCCACUUGAAAAGUUAAGUGGCCCUCAGGUGCUCCAUACACCGGGAUCACAUGACCAUCAGCCAUACCUGUACCCCGCCCCUCCCGAUGUCCUCAUCCACUCUCGGCGCUCCAUCUCCAGCGCAGUCUAG
This is a messenger RNA of Chanos chanos (milkfish), 1002 nucleotides long. It is a transcript of the gene plppr2b, whose product is annotated as phospholipid phosphatase related 2b. The record is from RefSeq and is a predicted model, not a curated record. Gene Ontology annotation, molecular function: phosphatidate phosphatase activity. NCBI's taxonomy places the organism in Eukaryota, Metazoa, Chordata, Actinopteri, Gonorynchiformes, Chanidae. Gene Ontology annotation, cellular component: plasma membrane. The coding region runs from base 1 to 1002 and encodes 333 amino acids. Gene Ontology annotation, biological process: signal transduction; phospholipid metabolic process; phospholipid dephosphorylation. The transcript has 6 exons.